Molecule: messenger RNA, 728 nt
Organism: Girardinichthys multiradiatus
Lineage: Eukaryota; Metazoa; Chordata; Actinopteri; Cyprinodontiformes; Goodeidae
Product: cell death-inducing p53-target protein 1-like
Exons: 5
Coding region: 164-592 (142 amino acids)
Molecular function (GO): zinc ion binding
Source: RefSeq, a predicted model, not a curated record
ACCUGAACGCCCCAUUCUGAUCCACCAGCUGAUGCACCAUUCAAUAUGGUGUGCAAACAACACCUACCUGGUAUAUUGGUUUCCUUACUGGGUGACAAAUGGUGCACACCCACACUUUUUAACCAAUCUGAGAAGAUUUUAAUUAGUUUCACCUGUUUCUCAAAUGGAGUUGUUAUCAAAAGUAGACGAGUCACUUCCUACACCUCCACCAUACUAUUUAUCAGGUGGUGUGUCAGAGCAAAGUGUGAGAGUCUAUCAAAUCAGCCCCUCCUUUAACCCGUCUACUUCCUUCGUGCCAUCUCUUGCAGCUCCUAAUAAUUCCUGGGGAACGAUUGUGAGCUACAAGGCUGAGAUGAGUCGUGCUCCGGCGCUGAUGACGUGCAGCUUCUGUCAAACUCAGGUCAUCACAGAGGUCACCUUCCAAGUGGGAACUUUUGCUUGGCUCAUGUGUUUCCUCUUUGUGCUUUGCGGGUUGAUUCUUGGCUGCUGCCUGAUUCCUUUCUUUGUGAACCACUUCAAGGAUGCCUGCCACAGUUGUCCUUGCUGCCAGCAUGUUCUUCAUGUUCAGAGGAGGUCAUGCUUCGAAAGAUGACACAUCACUGUGUGUCUGAGUCAAACUUUCAUAUUGGUUGUGUAGCACAAAUGUUUCUUUGAGCGAAAUUUUGAUAUUUAACAAAAUUUUAAUCAAGUUUUAAAAGGAAAGAUACUGAAUAAAUGGUUUUGUGUGA